GCUUCUAGGUCUGCUCCCAUUUUACAUCGCAUUUCCUCACUAGAUGGUGUGCAAGCCACUGGAGAGUACACUUCCCCGCACAGUGGGCUCUACAUCCAGCUAAACAAACCUGGGAAACUAUACGGAGGACCAUUUCUUCACGGGGCUCCGAGGAGGGAAAGUGUGGAAAUAAAAACGUCCAAGUUUCUUUUUAUUUUUAAGCGAACAUUACGCUGUUUUUUGAAGACUUGGGGAAAAAAAGCGGCAACAAAACCCAGCUGUGAUGGACAUAAUGAUUGCGGUGCAGGAUGCUUGUGUCUCUGGUCAGUGGCUUACUGCGAUAAUUCUCAGCCUGUGCUGCUUUCUGCCGUCCUGUUUGCCCGCUGGACAAACUGUGGACUAUUCCUCGGUUGAAAAUGUGGUGAGCAGACAAGGCGACACGGCUCUACUGAGGUGCUAUCUAUUGGAUGGGAUCUCUAAAGGAGCCUGGCUGAACCGCUCAAGCAUCAUAUUCGCAGGGAAUGACAAGUGGUCUGUGGACCCACGUGUGUCCAUUGUGUCCAGCGUUGGGGACAAACAUGAGUACAGCCUUCAGAUACAGAAAGUGGAUGUAACCGACGACGGACUGUACACGUGUUCGAUCCAGAGUGAGCGCAAUCCACGGCCAAAGCUCCUCAACCUCGUUGUAAAAGUUCCUCCCAAGAUAUAUGACAUAUCCUCUGACAUCACGGUAAACGAGGGCAGCAACGUGUCGCUCAUCUGCACAGCCAGCGGGAAACCUGAGCCAACCAUUUCCUGGAGACAUAUAACCCCAUUAGCCAGGAAGUAUGACAACGGCGAAUAUCUUAACAUCACCGGCAUCACGAGGGACCAGGCUGGAGACUACGAAUGCAGCGCUUUAAAUGACAUCGCCUCUCCUGACACCAAAACAGUAAAAGUUACAGUCAACUUUGCUCCAUCUAUCCAUGAGAUGAAAAGCCAUGGAGUUGGUCUGGGACGCACAGCUCUGUUAAGGUGCGAAGCAGCAGCUGUGCCUUCUCCUACAUUCGAGUGGUACAAAGGCGAGAAAAGGAUUAUCAAGGGUCAAGGCAUCGACAUCAAGAGUCUCAGCUCCAGAUCAGUCCUCACAGUGACCAACAUGACAGAGGAUCGUUAUGGGAACUACACAUGCGUCGCCUCCAACAAGCUAGGGACGGCUAAUGCCAGCGUGCCUCUCAUUCCAAUUAUUGAACCCACCACCACUAGUGCUGUCUCAAGCCCAGCGCCCAACACUGCACCCUAUGGGAGCACAGGAAGUGCGUAUGUCCCGGUGGCCUGCCGGUACCUGGUCCUGGCCCUCUCCUCCUUCAUCAGCGUGUACUAGCGGAGGCCUGAGCAGACACAAUGACUGUCGAGAGCAUUUAUGAGUCCUUUUUGACACUGCUGAUGGCUGGAAUCACAUCUGGUACAGUUUGUUGAGAAGCCGUGAGGGGAACAUAAUCAGCGUUUCUUUGUGUGGGGAAGUUUAUUUUUUCUUUGCUUUUUCGGUGAAUAUUCUGUCAUGUAAAUACUAUGAUGUUUUUUAUUAUUAUUAUUGUUAUUAUUAUUAUUAUUUUCUCUCUUCUUUUCUGAUUGAUUUACCACCUUGUGAAUCAGUGCUAACCCCUGGCCCCCUCCCCACCUCUAAUCACAACAAAGGUCCCCAAAAUGAGUAACUAUCAUGCCUCUUUCUCUCUGAGACGAUGGCGCAAAAUUGACAUUUCAUCCGUUUUUGUACAUGGCUUAAAAAAGAAGAGAUUGUGCCAAGUCUCAGUACACAGAAUUACCAUACCAAUGUUGUAUUGAAUGUAUUAUGGGUUGUUGAACAAAAGGAAAGACAUUUAGAUUCCUAACAAUACAAAUUCUGAUAAUGGAGUGUGAUUAAAAAAUAGAGAAAAAAAUAGAAAAAAAAUCUAAAGAAGAACAAAGACGGGGCUUUUUUCUGGCCUUGUGUCGUCAUGAUUACUUAAUAGAUGGAUGAACAUUGUUGAAGGUGUGCUUUGUUGUAUUCUGAAAUGGGUCCCUCAGUUACUAUGCCUGCCCAACACAUUUGAUCAGGCAGCCGUCAAAGUAGCAAAGUAUACUGUAUUGUAUCUUUAUAUUUUAAUAUAGUGUAGGCGUUUGUUUUGAAGUGGGACCAGCUUUUUCUCAUUGACCAACCAUUAACCUGACUCAUGACUCUGUACAGUAUGAAGGGAGGAACAUCGCUGUCCUAUGUUUACAUUUUCUGAAGAAUAUACAGUAUAUAUCCGUACUUUCCACAUCCAUGAAUGUUGCAACAAAUUGUUGCAGUUUGCAGGAGAACAAACUAUUUUACUCUUAAAGAUGCAGUCCUUUGAAAUGUGCCACUUGAAGUGAACAUCAAAGCAACGAGUCUAGUCUUUUGCUGUAUCAUCCUCUGAUAACCCACAGCUGCACACUGUGUACAACUUCAAGGUUCUGGCUUCAGCCUCUGCCAUGAUUCUUAUUAGAUGAAGGAUUUUUGGGAAUUAGCAUUUUGCAGCACAACAUUUCUUUAUUUAAAAUCUUUCUUUUUUACAGUAAACAUCUACUGUACCUGUCAACAGAUGAAUGAAUUUCAGCGAGCCAAAAGCCAUGUCAUUCAAAAUUUCUAUUAUCAUAUCUAAUUCAGCCCUAAAAGUUACAGUUAUCCUGCUUUGACUCAUAUUUGAGUCUUUCUUGUGCUAAUUAUGAGCCACAGAACACAAUUGUAAUCCUAUGAGCUUGUUCAUCAUUACAUGCAUGGCCUGAGGUGCUAACUUUUAAAAGCUGAUCAGUGUCCACAGGGCCUGUUAACAUCAAGCUGAGAGGCGAAUAAAUUAAACCAUGAGGUUUUUUAACAGAGUAUAUGUGGCUUUUUAUUUGCUAAAAAUUUUAAUUCUCUUUCUGACAAGACAUUCACGGCUUAUUCAUCCUUAAUUGUCUUCAGUCCAUGGUGUAAACAGAAAUACUGUACUGUAAUGCCUUAAUAGAACCAUAACAUUAAACGCCACUCAUUUAAAAGGACACUACUACUAAGUAAGCUAUCGCUCAAUGCAGCUCAUUUGUUCACAUAUUUCUGAAUACUGAAUGUCCUUAUACUAGUAGUUGACUUAUCAUAUGAAUUAUAAUCAGUAUAAGAACAGAAUUUUUCUCAAUUAACAGCUCCCGCAGGUAUUUUAAAAAGCCAGUGUCAUCAGAUAAAAAUGCAGUAUUGUCAUUCAGGUUAACAUGUUUGCAGGUCUUGUUUGAAUUAGGAUUGUGUUACCCCCCCCCAAAGUUUAAGGGACUAACAGUACCCAAGUUCACACAGUAUUUUCACCUUAACUUGUAACUGCAAACCUGUAGAGAAAUAGCCAUCGCAGUUAAAAGACUUAAAGCACAAACACUGUUAAAGUUUUUACGUUUUGUGAUGGUUUGUUUUAAGGUCUGCUGAACAUUUUCUGUUCUUUUAUUGUUUGUACUGAACUGUUCUCAGCUUGUUUUACAAAUUAUGAAAAUACUGCACCAUAUGAUCUUGUUUAAAUGUUAAGGUAUUCUGAAAAUGGGUCAAAGUAUAUUUAUUCUCUUCCUUUAUGAAACAAUGUAUAAAAAAUAGAUUUGAAACAUGUAAAACUGGAUAUGUGACAUUUAUUUGAAUGGGACACAGUAUGGCAUAGUUUAUAAUGUUGUUGGCUUCAUUUAGAUGCCAUAACUGUUGUUAAUUUUUUGUCAGACAAGUACAUUAAAAAGAACAAUGUUUGCAAUCAAAUUACCUACUUUUUGAAGAAGAGAGGGUGUGAACCAAUAUAACAGUAUUAUAGAUCAGAAUCAAUGUGUGUAUAUUUGGAGAAAAUAGGAUACCUUUUGAUCUUUAGAGCCAGUGUGUAGUCCUAGUUUUCACACACUUGCGUGUUUGACGAUGUGCAGAGAGUAUGGUUGUGCUGCAUGUCAAAGUUAACCUGUGUUUUUUGAGGUGGCCAUUUUACAAAUAUUCAUACUUUUUAUGAAUGGAGCCAAACCUUUGGUUCUUAAAGCUGAUCUAAAAAUACAUACCUCCUACAGACCACCAGGCUACGUUUGUGAUUUCUUUCAAUCAACUUUGCUGAUGAAUUAAAAAAAAAUCUGCUGAGUCAUGAUGAGUAUUAUUGUGGCACUUUGGUGACAGUCUGGACUUCUGUUGGUAGCUUGUCUGAGCAGUUAAGACCAUGCUAGUGUUCAUAUGAAAUGUACUGGAUGUUGAUUAUUAUUUUCAAUAAUGGUAUGAACAAAUCCCUUUUAUCGGAUCACUAUUAUUUGCAAUAAAAGUCUUCGUGUUCCAAUAUAAACCCUCAUCUGAGUUAAUGAGCACUCAAAGAGGUUCUUGUUAUCACUGAGACAGCGUUUAAGAUGGUAUGACAAGGUCCACCUUAAAAUAUAACACAUCUUUUACUUCAGGCUUCUUCUUUAUUUGGUUUUAUAGGCUGCAGUCUUUAUUUAUUUUGUAAUUUACAGUACCACAAUAACAAAAUGAAUUGUCUCAUUACAUUCUCAUUUAAAAAAAGUGGAUAUAGCAUGUUGAUGUCUGAAACAGCAACACGGGUGCCCAUUUGGCUCAUUUGCUACAGUUCUUGGCACACUGGUUGCAUGUUUGAAUCCUGAUGCUGUUUAGUGCCUGCCUUUCCCUAAUCUCUCCCCAUAUCUCCUGUUCUUCUUUGGCUGUCCUAUCAAAUAAAGGCAUAAUGCUUGUCAAAUGCUCUUUAAAUAAAAUGGUAAGCUUAUGCCAAACUGAGCCCUAGUCCACACAUAGGCAGGUAUUUUUUUUUAAACCAGAGAUUUGUCCACAUCCGUCUUCAGUAAGUAUACCGUCCUCACAUGCAGUUUUUUAAAAACACUUUUGUCCACAUGAAGACACAUAAAACGCACUGCUGUAUAGACCACCAUGUGAACAGCAGUCUGUCCUUUUACUGAGUCCAGUUAGCAUAAGUUUGGAUACAUAUGCUGUUGCAAUGGAAAUUAAAAUGAUUACACCGCAAAUCAGUGAUUUCAAACAGAGGAGAAACUGGUGCACAGUGUGACGUAAUGUUUCUCUGUUUACACGUUAAGCAGAGUUUCUAAACAUCUUCCCACUGGAAGGUGUUUUCAGUGACCUAAAAUGCUGUUUGAAUGUGUAUAGAAGGCCAAAAUGCACAGAAAACCUUGGUUUUCUAAAAUACCUGUCUUGUGUGGACAAGGCAGCUCAUUAACCAAGUAGCAACCCCCGUAAGACUAUACGCUUUCAUUUAUUGAGGUUAUGAAUUAAUAAAUCACUGUGGUCAUUUUCUUAUACUGCUCUGUGCAUGCACACUACUUUCUGCAUAGUGGAGACUCCCUCUACUGGCCAUAGAAAAAGUAACUAAACCUCAGAGUUUUAGCUAAGGUGCAUCCUCCCUGACACUAAAUAGAAAUGUAUUUAGAAUGUCUGAGAGGAAAGGGGAUGGUCAAAACACCGUGAAUAAUUAUGGCGGUAGUGGAAGUGAAAAAAACACAGAGGUAGGGGCAGACAUGGUAGAAGCCGUGGGAGAAAACGCACAGCCAA
Cheilinus undulatus (humphead wrasse) is the source of this 5512-nucleotide messenger RNA. RefSeq names its product neuronal growth regulator 1 (gene negr1). Gene Ontology annotation, cellular component: neuron projection. Bases 263 to 1342 code for a protein of 359 amino acids. Lineage: Eukaryota; Metazoa; Chordata; Actinopteri; Labriformes; Labridae. The transcript has 8 exons. The record is from RefSeq and is a predicted model, not a curated record.